This is a messenger RNA of Neofelis nebulosa (Clouded leopard), 3622 nucleotides long. It is a transcript of the gene CORO2B, whose product is annotated as coronin 2B. The record is from RefSeq and is a predicted model, not a curated record. Gene Ontology annotation, biological process: actin filament organization. The coding region runs from base 16 to 1776 and encodes 586 amino acids. NCBI's taxonomy places the organism in Eukaryota, Metazoa, Chordata, Mammalia, Carnivora, Felidae. The transcript has 13 exons. Gene Ontology annotation, molecular function: actin filament binding.
CCCCAAACCCCAUGGAUGACCUUGGCUGGGCCCUUCUGCUUUGGGCCUCAGUUUCCUCUUGUGGAAUAUGAGGACGAUAAUGUGGAUCCUGGGGCUGGUGACAGACAGUGGAAGAACCAAGAAGAAGAUCCAGGGUGUGAACCCACACUUCUCAGAGCGCUCCUUCAGGAUGUCCUGGCGUCCACAAUACCGCAGCUCCAAGUUCCGGAACGUCUACGGGAAGGUGGCCAACCGGGAGCACUGCUUCGACGGUAUCCCCAUCACCAAGAAUGUGCACGACAACCACUUCUGUGCUGUCAAUGCCCGCUUCCUGGCCAUUGUCACCGAGAGCGCGGGAGGUGGCUCCUUCCUGGUCAUCCCCCUGGAGCAGAUUCUGCUCACACCGUGCCUACCACGUGGCUGGCCUCACUCUGUUUUCACACCUGUUCCUGCUACACCCACUGGGCUCCUCGAGACCAGGGACAAUGCCCUCCCAUCCUUCCGUUCCAACACCCAGGAUUCCACCAGGAUACUGGGCCAGGAUCUUUUAGGACCAAGAAACGUUUUGAGACGGGCAGGAUUGAACCCAACUACCCCAAGGUCUGUGGUCACCAAGGCAACGUGCUGGACAUCAAGUGGAACCCAUUCAUUGACAACAUCAUUGCCUCAUGCUCAGAGGACACGUCGGUGCGGAUCUGGGAGAUCCCCGAGGGUGGGUUGAAGCGGAACAUGACAGAGGCUCUCCUCGAGCUGCACGGGCACAGCCGGCGCGUGGGGCUGGUCGAGUGGCACCCCACGACCAACAACAUCCUCUUCAGUGCCGGCUAUGACUACAAGGUCCUCAUCUGGAACCUGGACGUGGGUGAGCCGGUGAAGAUGAUAGACUGUCACUCAGAUGUGAUCCUCUGCAUGUCCUUCAACACCGACGGCAGCCUGCUCACCACCACGUGCAAGGACAAGAAGCUUCGCGUGAUUGAGCCACGCUCUGGCCGCGUCCUGCAGGAGGCAAACUGCAAAAACCACAGAGUGAACCGAGUGGUGUUCCUGGGAAACAUGAAGCGACUGCUCACGACAGGGGUCUCCAGGUGGAACACGAGACAAAUCGCCCUCUGGGACCAGGAGGACCUAUCCAUGCCCCUGAUCGAGGAGGAAAUUGAUGGGCUGUCGGGCCUCCUGUUCCCUUUCUACGAUGCUGACACCCACAUGCUCUACCUGGCUGGAAAGGGAGAUGGAAACAUCCGGUACUACGAGAUCAGCACUGAGAAGCCCUUCUUGAGUUACCUCAUGGAGUUCCGCUCCCCAGCCCCGCAGAAAGGCCUAGGGGUCAUGCCCAAGCACGGGCUGGAUGUGUCGGCUUGCGAGGUGUUCCGCUUCUACAAGCUGGUGACUCUCAAGGGCCUGAUUGAGCCCAUCUCCAUGAUCGUACCCCGGAGGUCGGAUUCCUACCAGGAAGACAUUUACCCCAUGACGCCAGGCACGGAGCCAGCUCUGACCCCUGAUGAAUGGCUGGGGGGCAUCAACCGAGAUCCCGUGCUCAUGUCUUUGAAGGAAGGCUAUAAGAAGUCCUCAAAAAUGGUAUUUAAGGCUCCCAUCAAAGAAAAGAAGAGCGUUGUGGUCAAUGGAAUAGAUUUAUUAGAGAAUGUCCCACCCAGGACAGAGAACGAGCUCCUCCGAAUGUUCUUCCGGCAGCAGGAUGAGAUCCGGCGGUUGAAAGAAGAGCUGGCCCAGAAGGACAUCCGCAUUCGGCAGCUGCAGCUGGAACUGAAAAACUUGCGCAACAGCCCCAAGAACUGUUAGCUCGCCGGCUGGGCUGCCUUCUAAGCUGACCUCCGAUCUCUCCGUGGUUUCUACUCGUCCCUUAACUUCCCCUUCUCCGGUGACCCCAGGGACAUAGCCGGGACUGGAGCUGGGGACAGCCUGAGGACCCCACCUGCCGCCUCCAGGACUGGAAGCUGACCUUUGAUCUCUUGACCUCAUGCUAAUAAAGUCCCCAGCCUCUCCUGGAGACCCACCCUUUGGCGGCCACCCCAGGAGCCAGCUUCUCCCCUGCGGGGCAAAGAGCACGGGCUCCCUGAGGGGUGUCCUCAAUGGACCAGGGAGCAGAGGGGGAGGCCAGGACCCCCAGUACUCACAGAACUUGAACUUUUGUCGCUGGGACGUCUCGGCACUCCCCGCUGGGGCUCCCAACAUCCCCGCUGGACUGCACAGAAAGGGCUGGAUUAACAGGCAUCAGCUGUUUUGCCUCCCCUCCCCGCACCUCCCUUUCUUCCCCUGCAGCCAGCCCCACAAGGCUCACUCACCUGACAAGGGUUGCAAGCAGCCCGGCUCCUUUCUGUCUCUCGCCCCCCUCUCUUGUCUUCAGGGAAUUAAGAGGAUUGCUCGCCAAGGCCAUAAUGACCCCUUGCCUUCCCAUGAUUCUCUUCAAAGCUCUUGGAACACCCUUCUCCCAUUUAACUUGUGAGGUAGGCAGGGUAGGGAAUAGUGUCCCCGUUUCACAAAGGACAGAACUGAGGGUUGCAUUGGGGAAGUGACUUACUAAGUCACCCGGAAGGUCAACAGUUGGCCCAGGACCAGGACCCAGUGUAUCCAGACUCCGGGCCAGGGCCCUUCCCAGUGCGUCACGAGGCGGGUCCCACAGGGGCUUCGCCAGUGCCCAGGUCUCUGUGGAGAAUGAGAGCCGGAAGCCACUGCUCCCGUCUGCCCAACACCAGUAAUGCCAAUGUAUCACACUGCCUAGUUGAGGCCCUCCACACUCAGUGCCCCUCUACCCUCCUGGCCCCCACCUGCUGCUCUCACUCCCCAGGUGACUCCCUCAGAUGAGGCCUCUUCCUCCUGGAAGCUGAGGCUGAGAGGGGUGGAGCUCGGCCCUGGGGAAGGCAGAGCAGGGGUCUGACCACUUGAGGGCUGCUCCACGUGUGCCCCUCACCGCUUGUGUCUCAGCCACUUUCGGCCUUACACUUGUAGAACGACCACAGCCCCUCGCGUCCGUAUAGCACUUUAAAGUUUACGCGGUUCUUUGACACGUAGGGUCUCAGUUGAGCCUCACAUCCGCUCCAAGAAGGAGGGAGCAUCCUCCCUCCAUUUUGCAGAUGAGGAAAACAGGAGUGGCCCAAGGUCACGCAACUCUUUGAGACGCCAGAUUUCAUUUGGUCUUCUACACAUUUUCUUUUUUCUUCCCUUGUUUUCUCCCUUCAUUGCCCACUACCCACCGAGUCUAUAAACACUGCUCUCAGAAAAGCCACAGUCUGGGGGUGAGAUCUGGCCUGGGGGGGGUCAAGAAACGGGUGUCCACUCCUCUCUCGUUAGCAUUAUGCCCCCACACCUGCUUGUCCCUUGGCCGCCCUGCAGCACAUCCAUCCACAGAGGCCAGGGUUCCCUAAGCGCGCCCCCCCCCCCCCCCGACAGGUGACCUGGGCGGGGAAAGCCCCACCCCUUGGGCUUUUCCUCCAAGAACCCUCCACCCUCUCCGCCAGCUAAAGCAGGGUCUCCUCGCCCUCCACCCCCUGCAGCUAGACAGUGUCCCCUCUCAUCUCCUCACACUUCUUGACCGUUUUUUUCUUCCCCGGUGACCUUUGUGGUCUUUUGUGAUUAUUUAUGCUGCCUCCCAAGGAUAGAAUUGAAAUAAAAUGUUUUCAACUUCUCA